Messenger RNA from Alternaria conjuncta, 588 nucleotides. RefSeq lists its product as uncharacterized. The coding region runs from base 1 to 588 and encodes 195 amino acids. Gene Ontology annotation, molecular function: glycosyltransferase activity. The record is from RefSeq and is a predicted model, not a curated record. Lineage: Eukaryota; Fungi; Ascomycota; Dothideomycetes; Pleosporales; Pleosporaceae. The transcript has a single exon.
AUGGCAGGAGGCCUUCUCCUGCUCGCGGGUGUCUUCAUAAGGUACGAUGAGCAUGUUGCUCGACUUCCAACCCAAUUCCGACAAUUCACCAAGCACAACCCUCCUUCCAUCACGAAGUCAUUGCAGUGCACGAUGCCAUUGACAGAAGAGAGCAUCGUCUGGUCAGACUUCGCAUACGUCCAGUAUGUGACAAAUUCGAACUACCUGUGCAACUCUCUCAUGAUCUUUGAGGCGCUCAGACGACAUGGGACGAGAGCCGACCUUCUCAUGUUGUAUCCACAGAAGUGGAAGGUGCCCAAAGACGUACUCGAUGACGACGCACAUCCAACCGAUUAUGAAGGCAAGCUGCUUGCCCAAGCUCGGGACCAGUAUCACGCAAAGCUGAAUCCUAUCCAAGUAAGGACGUAUGUCAAUGAGAAGGAUGCGACGUGGCAAGACAGCUACACGAAACUGUUAGCAUGGAAUCAGACUCAGUACAAGCGCGUGAUUUCUUUAGACUCGGACGCGACGCUCUUGAAUGUACGUACCUAUCCCCGUCGACAAGCGAAGCUGUCGCUUGCUGUAAUGACCGGUGUUGACGAUCAGUAG